AAAUAAAAAUUAAUAUUCUAAACCAAAAAUGAAUUCCACCGAGCGUCUCGAGGCAACAGUCAGUUCGAAAUUCAAUGACUAUGGCAGCACAACGUUAAAAAAUCGUUCUUCCACAACAACUAACGGACACGACUUAACGACGGCAGCGGCAGCAGAAAUAGACAUUGCCGCACAACAAGCGAUUGCUGCGGAAUCAAGUCAAACAACCGACGUUCACCUCGACAGUGAUCACUCGGUUGAGUAUCAUUAUUCCAGUGAUAGUAUUGCAGCAAGUGGCAACAACAACGACAUCGCCUAUCAGAGCUUGCCAAAUCCGAUAACCACUUAUACGUCAAGUCUUUUCGCGGCCGCGUGCAGUACUUCCUCAGCGGCGCGUUUUCAAACACAGCAUUCGCGUUAUUCACGUUACGCCUACAGCAAAAUGGAAACAUAUAUCGAUGAGAAACCCGUCGCCAAAAAGUCGAUUUGGGAAACACCGUGCUUUCAAUGUUUGGAAACUAUCCUUUUUGUAUUGAAUCAAAUGUGCAUCGGUUUCGUGACCAUCUACAUGAGUUGGCUGUGCAUAAAUAAUGGUUUGCAGAAGACAUCGCUACAUGCGUGGCUGGUGACACUAGGUUAUUCACUGCUGAUGGCCGAAGCGGUAAUGGUUCACUACAACGCCAACCCGUUGACGUCAGACUAUAAACGACACGAAAAGCACACGAUACACUGGGUGCUGCAAUUGGCGGGUGGUAGCCUGGGCAUGGGCGGUACGUUAUACAAAUGCAUACAGAAGGGAUUUCUGCUUACGAGUACGCACGGCAAGCUGGGUUUUGCUACAUUCAUUCUCUGCUUGGUAUCCUGGCUAAGCGGUUUGACUGCUCUUUAUCAACUUAAAUUGAAACAUUACGUCCGCCCAUUAUUAAAUCGCACAUUCCAUAAUUUGAUUGGACUUGCAACCUUUGUUCUGGCGCUUCUAAGUCAAUAUUACGGCUAUGAGACGAAUUUCUUCAAGACUCGCACUGCUUUGCAACCAACCCUUCGAGAUUGUAUGAAGACGAUUACGAUUUUGUCACUGAUACUAAGUUGUAUUGGUCCAUUAAAAGCUUUGCUGCAAAAAAUUCGUAUACUUCUAAGAGAUUGAUUGUCGAUAAAAAAUAAAAUAACAUAAAAGAAUUAAUA
Ceratitis capitata (Mediterranean fruit fly) is the source of this 1161-nucleotide messenger RNA. RefSeq lists its product as hypothetical. Lineage: Eukaryota; Metazoa; Arthropoda; Insecta; Diptera; Tephritidae. The record is from RefSeq and is a predicted model, not a curated record. Gene Ontology annotation, molecular function: transmembrane monodehydroascorbate reductase activity. The transcript has 3 exons. The coding region runs from base 29 to 1123 and encodes 364 amino acids.